AUGAAGAGUCCACCCAAUGGGGAAACUUCAGAGGAAGAGAAUAGUGUAGACGACUUGAUGUUGAAGCUUGAUUGGUUGAUACCAGAAUCAGAAAUCCACUAUCAUUUCCAUCUUCCAGUCUCUGGGAAGCUUAGAAACAAGUGCCAGCUGAAUUUGGAGAACCAGGACGAGAAAAAACCAUGGAGCUACUACAGGCCAGGAGACCAUCUUAUUAGUAUGAUCAUCAGUGUGACAAGAAAAUUGCCUACGACUUUGUCCUUCAGCAUGGCUCCUUCUAGACAAUCUCAGUUUACUUUACCUUUUGAUGCCAAGAAGUCAAGAAUCAUAUGCUUCAUUUUCGCCAUUCAAGAGAUCAAUAAGAAAUCCCAGCUCCUUCACAAUCUCACAUUUGGCUACAAUAUCAAUGACAACUCUUUGAGCACCAUUCGCACUUCAGAUGCCUUGCUAGACAUGCUCUCGACUGGAGAAGCCAAUGUUCCCAACUACAGCUGUGGAAAGAAAGAUAACCUUAUAGCUCUUCUUGAUGCAGCUGAUAAUGCCGAAAAAUGCACCAAGUGUCCAGAUGAUAAAUAUCCAAAUGAGGGCCAAGUCCAAUGUAUCCCCAAAGUUGCAACCUUCCUCUCCUAUGGAGAAUAUCUGGGAUUCAUCCUGAUCUCUUUUGCUCUACUUCUGUUCCUAAUCACAGGCCUUGUUUUAGUCAUAUUCCUUAAAUACAGAGAAACUCCCAUUGUCAAAGCCAACAACCGGGAUCUCUCUUACAUCCUUCUGGUCUCCCUCCUGCUUUGCUUCUUGUCUUCUUUUCUCUUCAUUGGUCAACCAAGGAAAGCCACUUGCUUUCUCCGACAAACCAUUUUUGGCAUCAUUUUCUCAGUUGCCAUUUCUUCACUCUUGGCCAAAACAAUCACAGUAAUGCUGGCUUUUCUGGCCACAAAACCAGGAAACCAAGUGAAGAGAUGGUUGGGAAAGAGUUUGGCCAACUCUAUCAUCCUUUCUUGUUCUGCUAUACAAAUUAUCAUCUGCUCCAUCUGGCUGGGAGUUUUUCCACCAUUCCCUCAUUCUGACUUUCACUCCCAACCUGGAGUGAUAAUCCUGCAAUGCAAUGAAGGCUCUGUUGUCAUGUUCUACAUCACCCUCAGCUACAUGGGCUUCCUGGCCACUAUUUGCUUUACAUUGGCUUUCCUGGCCAGGAACCUCCCUGGAGCCUUCAAUGAAACCAAACUGAUCACCUUCAGCAUGCUGGUAUUCUGNUUGUGA
Thamnophis sirtalis is the source of this 1254-nucleotide messenger RNA. NCBI's taxonomy places the organism in Eukaryota, Metazoa, Chordata, Lepidosauria, Squamata, Natricidae. The record is from RefSeq and is a predicted model, not a curated record.